AUGGUGAAACGUUUAGAGAAACGAAACUUCACGACCGAAGAAGCCAGGGAUCUGUGUUAUCGGCGUGCAAGUGACAAGUCUGAUGAUGAUGUAUCAGAUGAAGACAGCGACCAGUCGUUUGACUCCGGGGCAGAGGCCAUGUUUCAGGAAGGACGAGACAUUACUCUUGACAAGCAAUCAUCUGAUUCAGAUACAGCUUGGGAGCCGGUUACAUCGUGUCCAGCCAGCAAGCGGCCACGUAGAGUGGAGCAGCCGGACAGUUCCUCAGGAGAGGAGUCCAAUCCCCCAACUCCUCAGAGAGGUUCUGCCAGCAGGAGAAGACCACGAGGCAGAGGAGGCAGAGGAGGGAGAGGUAGGGCGAGAGGGAGAAGCGGCAGCAGCCGAAGUCAAGCCGGUGUGUCAGCCAUCCCAUCUGGAGAGAGAUGGAAUGAUGUUGAUGAUGCAGAUGUGACACCACCACAGCCCACCUUCAGACCCACACGUACACCAGGACCCCAGCUCAUCUCUACAGCGACGUACACAGUCCUGCAGCUUUUUCAACUGUAUUUUACCAACACGAUUUUAAUGACAGUCCUUGAUAACACAAAUGACUUUGGCUCGAAGAACUACUCCACACCCACCAAACCAUGGAUUGCUUUGACAACACACGACAUGUAUUCAUUCAUGUCCAUGGUUAUUUACAUGGGUAUUGUAAAAUGCUGUGGACUUAACGACUAUUGGCGACAGAGCCAACUGUACAAUUUGCCACUCCCAAGACAUGUAAUGAGUGGUAGGAAGUUCCUCAGAAUCUCCCGGGCACUUCACCUCAGUAGCUUGCUGGCGGAUGCUGCUAACGAGAAGAACAGAGGCACAGCAGACAUCGACCGACUCUGCAAAAUCAAACCGAUCUACGAGGACAUAAGAAACGCCUGCAAAAGGAAUUAUCACCCGAGCCAAGAUAUUUCCAUCGAUGAGCGCAUGGUUGCCUCCAAAGCCCGCAUUGGACUGAAACAGUACAUGAGGAACAAACCUGUUCGCUGGGGUUACAAACUCUUCGUUCUGGCGGACUCCAGGAACGGUUAUACAUGGGACUUUUUUGUCUAUCAGGGGAAGUUACAGGGAGUUACUGGCAAGGGGCUGAGUUACGAUUCUGUUAUGAAGCUCAUUGACACACCAUUGCUGGGAUCGGGCUACAAGCUCUUUGUGGACAAUUUUUAUACAAGUCCCAUCCUUUUCCGCGACCUCCUUCAGAAGAGGAUUUGGGCGUGUGGAACCAUCCGCACAAACAGAAUUGGUUUCCCAAAAAGCAAAGUCAACGCUCUGGUCUCGAAGUCUCCCCGUGGCAGUAUCCGUUGGAUCAGGAAGGACUCCCUCCUCUUUGUCCAGUGGCGUGACACGAGGGACGUCUCCAUGUGCUCAACACUCCACACGGCACAUGCAGAGGAGACAGUGCAGAGGAGAGUCAAAGGUGCAGAUGGGCAGUGGUCAUUGAAGAACAUCCCGGUUCCACCAGCAGUGAAGGAAUACAACAGGUGUAUGGGUGGAGUGGACCUCUCUGACGCCCUGAUAGGGUAUUACAAAGUCCUCCACAAGACGAUGAGGUGGUACAAGACGUUCUUCUAUCACUUCAUGGACAUCGGGAUAGUGAAUGCCUUUCUCCUCCAAAAAGACCUUGCACGAGGUAGAGGAAAGUUACCUAUGGCCCAGAAGACUUUCAGAGAGACCCUCAUCAUGGAGCUGGCAGAGGCGGGAUCUCCCACCACAGCCAGAACCGUACCACCUCCUGCUCCAGUCACAACACACCACAGGAUGGUUUAUAUCUCUGGGCACAGCACCAAUGGUCGGCUGAAGUGCAGGCUGUGCCAUGCAAAGACACCAACGAAGUGCCCCGCCUGCGAUAUGUCUCUGUGUUUUUUACCCAGUCGCGACUGCUACAAUGCCUGGCAUGUUGCCAAAAACCUGUGA
Pleuronectes platessa (European plaice) is the source of this 1944-nucleotide messenger RNA. RefSeq names its product piggyBac transposable element-derived protein 4-like. Bases 1 to 1944 code for a protein of 647 amino acids. The transcript has 3 exons. The record is from RefSeq and is a predicted model, not a curated record. Lineage: Eukaryota; Metazoa; Chordata; Actinopteri; Pleuronectiformes; Pleuronectidae.